CUCCCAAAGGAUAGUUACAUCACCAAUCUAAUUCUGUCACAUUACCACACCAAAGUUUGUCAUCAGGGUCGAAACCAAACUCAAAUGGAGCUUAGAAUGAAUGGAUUUUGGAUCAUUGGAGGCAGUAAGUCAGUUGCUAAGCUGAUACACAAGUGUGUGCAAUGCCGAAAACUUAGACGACCAACAGAAGAACAGCGAAUGGCAGAACUUCCCAAAGAACGUGUUGAAGUAUCUGCUCCCUUCACAUUCUGCGGCAUGGAUUGUUUUGGGCCAUUUGUCAUAAAGAGAACUCGCAAGGAAUACAAGAGAUACGGCCUAAUAUUUACUUGUCUAUCAUCUCGCGCAGUUCAUAUUGAGAUGAUUGAAGAUUUGUCCACAGAUGCCUUUAUUAAUGCCUUGAGGUGCUUUAUCAGUCUUAGAGGAGCAGUACGCAAACUUCAGUGUGACCAUGGUACCAACUUUGUGGGAGCCAGAAAUGAGCUCAAAGAAUCAAUGAAACAAUUUGACCCCAAAGCUCUGGAAGUGUUUCUCUCUGAUAAACAAUGUGAGUUUGUAUUUAAUGCGCCCUCUGCAUCUCACGCUGGAGGCAUCUGGGAGCGUCAAAUUCGUACAGUGCGAAAUGUACUCAAUGCCACACUUGCUCAGUGCCCAGGUAGGCUUGACGAUGCUUCACUCAAAACACUGUUCUAUGAAGCAAUGGCCAUAGUUAACAGUCGUCCACUAACGGUGGAUAGCAUUAAUGAUCCAAAUUCACUUGAACCUUUGACCCCAAACCAUUUAAUAUUGAUGAAGUCUGAUGUUGCACUUCCACCUCCAGGAAAAUUUGUCAAAGAAGACAUGUACGCUACGAAACGAUGGCGUAGAGUCCAAUACUUGGUCGAGCAGUUUUGGAGUCGUUGGAAGAAGGAGUAUCUUCUUAACAUUUCAACGCGCCAAAAGUGGCAUACUCCUCGCCGAAACCUCAGAAUAAAUGAUGUUGUAAUCAUCAAAGAAGACAUGCUCCCAAGAAGUCAGUGGCAGUUAGGCAGAGUGAUUGAAACUGUCAAGGACAGUGAUGGAUUUGUUAGGCGAGUGAAGGUACAAGUAGGAGCAAGAAAACGUGAUCAACCAUCCAAGCCCACAAUCAUUGAAAGGCCCAUCCAGAAAGUGGUGGUGCUUCUUGAAGAAGAGUGACUGUUAAUGGUUUAGGUGAUAACCUCACAUCAGACCAAGUAAUUAUUUCUAAAAUGCUUUCUAGUCAUUACAUACAUUCAUGAAACUGAAUAGAGGUCAUGUAAAGGUCCAGAAUCAUGUUCUGAUUCAUUUUCAGUUUGUUCUGUUGAUUCAUCAUUCCAUGAUUGGUGGGAGUGUAAAUGACCGCAUAUGGUUGUGUCACUUUAAAUUUUUCUUGAGGAAAUUACAUGUUUCAACGUGUUUUUUUUUGUUAGGUUACGCAGUAGGGAGAAUAACGUAAAGGGUAAUUGGAUCAGCGGAGAGGGAGGAGCGAAGAUUUAUGUUCAUGUACAAUCCAUGUGCAUAUAUGUGUUUUCCAGUGAGCAGAGACUAAAUUUUGCUUAAUUUCAUCUUAGUUCCCUUUGGUAAAGCGGAGCGAGUUUCACGGUGCUACGCAAACUACAGUUUAAUGGCGCGCUUCGCGAGCGAAAUAAAGAAAGAAGCACCCGUCGGAAACUCUCUGUGUCUCUUUUAUGGAUACCAAUGGGCAGCUACACCGUUGUUGAACAUUUUCCUCUUUUUGCUUUUAAUUUUCACUUCUUUAAUGAUCUUCCUUUACAGUAAAUAUCUAACUUCUGC
This is a messenger RNA of Tachysurus vachellii, 1791 nucleotides long. RefSeq lists its product as uncharacterized. Gene Ontology annotation, biological process: DNA integration. The record is from RefSeq and is a predicted model, not a curated record. The coding region runs from base 85 to 1173 and encodes 362 amino acids. Gene Ontology annotation, molecular function: nucleic acid binding. The transcript is spliced from 2 exons. NCBI's taxonomy places the organism in Eukaryota, Metazoa, Chordata, Actinopteri, Siluriformes, Bagridae.